Messenger RNA from Fusarium falciforme, 1509 nucleotides. RefSeq names its product F-box domain-containing protein. Gene Ontology annotation, molecular function: protein binding. The record is from RefSeq and is a predicted model, not a curated record. NCBI's taxonomy places the organism in Eukaryota, Fungi, Ascomycota, Sordariomycetes, Hypocreales, Nectriaceae. Bases 13 to 1509 code for a protein of 498 amino acids. The transcript has 2 exons.
AACAGAUACACAAUGAACUGCAACGGACAACCUUCGACAUUCCCGUGGCAUCGGCUUCCACGGGAAAUACAGCUGGAUAUUCUGUCCCUUCUAGCCCGUGUCGACCAGCUUGCCAAGUGCGCCGCCGUCUGUCGAGACUGGCAAGAAUAUUUCGAAAACAUUCUCUUUCGAAAGAUCAUCGUUCACCAGAGAGAUCUUGCCCGACUUGGCGAGGUUAGCCCCUGUCGCACGGAGCGGAUUCGACAUCUCUGGUUACGCAUCGAACUUCUCCCCUACGACUGCUCAAGAUGUUAUAAUUUUGGUCUCCAAGAUCAUACAAGGAACGGCCCCAUCUUCCAAGAAGCCCUCCGUAAACUGUUUAGCGUCCUCCACAGUUGGAAGGGACGUAACCCAUCGCACCCAAAUAGCGGGUUGACCUUGGAACUCAGUGUUCACUCUCCCAGUGAUUCACAACACCAGUUCCAGAACUUUUCUUUCGAAGAUGAUGACGACAAUGGCAAAGAAGCCGAUGUCUGCACCAUUGACGAUCCGAAUCACGGCUGGGUCGGCGGACGGCGCAACUUCCAGCCAACAGCAUGGGCUGUGACAGAGGUCUUUGGUGGUGUUUUUGGGACUCUCAACAUUAUCCCACCGGGGUUUUACUGGCCUGCACCGGUUGUCAAACAUCUCCUUGUUCGUCGGCAAACGCGCCGUAGGUUUGGAUACUCGACGUUGCGGCAUCUCAUGAAUUGUCUCCCUGGGCUAGAAGCCAUUAGCCUGGAAUUCUGGCGAACGGAUUUUCGAUGGCAACAAGAUGCUUGGGAUCAAGGCUUCCUCAAGCUUGGGCGGCUCUAUCUACCCAAGCACGUCAAACGGCUCGCUUUCUUCGAGGACUUUGAUGAGGAUAUAGACUCCAUGUUCGCUGGACCGAGCUUUGUCGGUGCAGAGUUUGUCAGAACUCCUAACCGAGCUCUUGGGGCCAGCCUGGCAGCAUUGCAGAACCAGCAGAGCCUGUGUGUGUCCUUCAUAGUCGACGCGUGCGACUUCUUUGAGGCGCUCCGUCACCGUCGACGUGACGGAGCAUGGCGAAAUCUCACCCACUUCUCCAUGACUUCGAUACUCCUCCAAUCACAGACGCCCGCGUCGAAAGUUCAACAGCUUCUGAUGAUGGCAGCAUUUGCUGCCUGUCGCUUUCCCAGCUUGGAGGCGAUGGAGCUGUGGUAUGGCAGGCGAGGAGAGGCGUGCCUGUUUCGUUUUAGUAGAAAUCAUGACGGCGCCUUCAAGAUCUUUCGUACUGGUACAUGGGAACUGCCACUACCUCCUGCUGUUAUGGAAGCAUGGAACCGACUUUCCGAAUUGCGUGGAGGGAAAGGAUUGAUGGCGAGUGACCCCAAGCGAAUUGACCGUGAACUCAUACGGUCUCAUGGCGAUGCUAUUCACCACUUGGGGCUCGUUUCGGAUGUUCUUCAUCCUGUAUCGUUGCGGCAGAUCAGGAGAGAGGCACAAAGCUAUGGCCCAAGCUGGAGAUAA